CGGCGUGACCCCGAGAUGGACGACGGCGGCGGCGGCGAGGGCGGCGGCGUGCCCGAAGACCUGUCAUUGGAAGAGAGAGAAGAACUUCUGGACAUCCGUCGGAGGAAAAAGGAACUAAUUGAUGACAUUGAGAGACUGAAGUACGAGAUCGCGGAGGUGAUGACGGAGAUCGACAACCUGACUUCGGUGGAGGAGAGUAAAACAUCCCAGAGGAACAAGCAGAUCGCCAUGGGCAGGAAGAAGUUCAACAUGGACCCCAAAAAGGGGAUCCAGUUCCUCAUCGAGAAUGACCUGCUGCAGACGGCACCCGAGGAUGUGGCCCAGUUCCUGUACAAAGGGGAAGGUCUCAACAAGACGGCCAUCGGGGGCUACCUGGGGGAGAGGGACGAGUUCAACAUUAAGGUGCUUCAGGCCUUCGUGGAGCUGCACGAAUUUGCCGACCUGAACCUUGUCCAGGCUCUGAGGCAGUUCCUGUGGAGCUUCCGGCUGCCGGGGGAGGCGCAGAAGAUCGACCGCAUGAUGGAGACCUUUGCUGCCCGCUACUGCCUGUGCAACCCCGGGGUCUUCCAGUCCACGGACACGUGCUACGUGUUGUCAUUUGCCAUCAUCAUGCUGAACACGAGCCUCCACAACCACAACGUGCGCGACAAGCCCACGGCCGAGCGCUUUGUCACCAUGAACCGCGGCAUCAACGAAGGCGGGGACCUCCCUGAGGAGCUGCUGCGGAACUUGUAUGAGAGCAUCAAGAAUGAGCCCUUCAAGAUCCCGGAGGACGACGGCAACGACCUGACCCACACCUUCUUCAACCCCGACCGCGAGGGCUGGCUGCUGAAGCUGGGUGGGCGCGUGAAGACGUGGAAGCGGCGGUGGUUCAUCCUCACCGACAACUGCCUCUACUACUUCGAGUACACCACGGACAAGGAGCCCCGGGGAAUCAUCCCACUGGAGAACCUCAGUAUCCGGGAGGUGGAAGACCCCCGAAAGCCCAACUGCUUCGAGCUGUACAAUCCAAGCCACAAAGGGCAGGUGAUCAAAGCCUGUAAGACCGAGGCGGACGGGCGCGUGGUGGAGGGCAACCACGUGGUGUACCGCAUCUCCGCCCCCAGCCCCGAGGAGAAGGACGAGUGGAUGAAAUCCAUCAGAGCGAGUAUCAGUCGCGACCCCUUCUACGACAUGUUGGCAACAAGGAAAAGGAGAAUUGCCAACAAAAAAUAACAUUCCCGGUCCGGACGGGUCAAAUGGCAACCAAAGCCCCACAGCAAAAAGUGACUGCAGCGCCCUCCUGGGGCCGACGGGGACCACAACGGGGGCCUAUGGACGCCUCUUCCAGAAGGUUCCAGAAGGCAAGAGCCCCGCUGCGCACUCGGGCCCUGGGGAGUGGGUGCCAGGGCCGCCGUGCCCAGACUUGACCUCCUGUCCACUGCGCGCGAGGAGGGGGCUGCCCGGCCCUUCUAGAAGAUUCCCCCGGUGCAGCGCCCGCACUGGGCCGGGAAGGGCUGCGAGGUGGCCGCGUGCGCCCGGGGACCACCUCGGCCCGGCGCGGGGGACCCUUCUAGACACCGCAGGAAAGGAAGUUUUUUAUUCAGAAUUUUUUUCUCAGAUAUAUAGGAUUAUAGCUUUUAUAUGCUUUUUAUAUUCCGAAAUUAUAAUGAAAGAUACUUUCUAACAGUAGUAUUUUUAGAACGGCAGCUAUAAAUUUAAUUCCGGACACGCGCUCACUGUGCGCCGCCCGGCCCUGGCGCCCGGGUUCGGGGAGGGCGUGCACCGCGCCCCCUGGCGCCGCGCGGCGGAACAGCAGCCUCUGCUGCGGAUUCCUCUGGCCAAACGGCAGGAUCAGCGCGACCCGAAAUCCCCCCCCACCCGGCCUGCCCGGUGCUGCAGAGUGGACGUAGCUGGAAACGGGCCGUCUUUGGGGGGUCCUGCCCCCCUAGGAGGGGGCAGGCGCAGGCUGGGGCGGCCGUGAGGCACUCAGGGUCCCUUUCCUGCGGGGCACAGCCCAGCGCACGGGUGCUUGCACGUUUGCCAAAGGGAGGCGGGCCCUGUGCUGCUCGGCCCGAGGGAGCCCGUGCGGGGGCCCGGGCCGACCUGCUGUGAGGUGCCUCUGGCUGCUUUACUGGGAGCUUUAUUUCGCCCCUGGCCCCUUGCCCAGGUGGGCUCCAUGUGGGCUCUUCCCGCAGAGCCGCCCGGCGCCACCCUUCGGGUGAGGGUGAGGGGCUUUCCCCUCUGGAACCCCUGGGCAGGAUGUCAUGUUGACGCGCCCAGGGGUCGGCCCCUCUCUGCAGCAGACCCCCUUUCCGGCUCAUUCCAAGCUAUCUAGCUAAGGACUGCACUGAUACCUCGAAUUCUACUGUCCAGUUUCUAAGAGAGACGGUCAGUCGCAGGAUGUCUGACUGGCUAUAUGCAACUCCGCCUCCAGCCUUCCAGGGACACCCCGCGGCACCCCUCUCUUCUCUGCCCAGGUAGGCCCCGGGGAUGCAGGGCUUCCGGUGCACGGCACCGGUUGGUCCCAGAGACGAUGCAGACGGCCACGGUGCUCACACGUUCCCUGCCAUCGAGUCUUCCGUGAUGCCACUGACUCCUGGUUUUGUCGUGACAGUAUUAAGAUGACAGGCACACAGCCAUUUCCCCCUCCCCCAAUGGCCCACCGGGGCAUGUCACUGCCCUAGUGCUCUUGUCUGGCCACAUCUGAGCUCACUGCUCCAUUCCUGACCCAACGAUCCCUGGAAAUGGGGGUUAAUGGGCGCCCCCUCCCAGGGAGCACCCAGAGGUCACAUGGUGGUUUCUCAUUGUCUUAUUCCUAGAAAACCUUUUUACUUCCAGUAAGUCUAGUUUCCGUGUAAAUAGAGUGUGUACAUAGAGAGUGGUUUCUGAGGUGUGUUAUUCAUGUAUAUACGCCCGUAACUUGCAUGAUGGAAUAUCCUGUAUCUAUUGCUAUUUUAUUGUAAAGUGAAGUCAGAGCGGAGGGCGUAUGGCUGUCAAACUGCAAAUACUGUGCUCAUGAAAUAAAAAUCAUAUGCGUUGUUAAAGAA
Molecule: messenger RNA, 3029 nt
Organism: Sorex fumeus (smoky shrew)
Lineage: Eukaryota; Metazoa; Chordata; Mammalia; Eulipotyphla; Soricidae
Gene: CYTH3
Product: cytohesin 3
Exons: 13
Coding region: 16-1215 (399 amino acids)
Biological process (GO): regulation of ARF protein signal transduction
Molecular function (GO): guanyl-nucleotide exchange factor activity
Source: RefSeq, a predicted model, not a curated record